AAACGAGCACAUAAUGAAUUAAAGCAACAACCAAAGAAUUAAGCCAUGAAUUUUCCUCUCGUGUUGCUUCGGCUCCUCUUCAUCAUCCUGUUAUGGCCAGCGGUGGCAACAUCAACAUUGGCACUGGCAAAGCGCAAUUGCUCUGAUAAAUGUGGUGAUAUCCAUGUGCCCUACCCUUUUGGCUUCGGAUCCGAAGAGUGUUACAGAAAUACUGAUUUUAAGCUAAUCUGCGACUACAGCAACAACACUCCAAAACUGAUCAUAGGGACAAACAUUGAAGUUCUACAGAUUUCAUCUCAAGGACAAAUAAGUAUACUUUCUCGUAUAAGUUACGAUUGCUACAACAAGUCGGGUCAACAUACUCAUCGGAAGCCAAGUUUUACGAAAACGGAGAAGGACACCAUCUACACCGUGUCUGAUACAGAGAACAAAUUCACAGCUCUGGGUUGUGACACCAAUUCUUACGUCAAGGGUUUCAAUGGCCGGAACUUCCAGAGUGGGUGUAGCAUGAUUUGCAGCAACAUAUCUGAUGUGACCAAUGGUUCCUGCACGGGCAUAGGCUGUUGCCAGACCUCAAUUCCAAAGGGCUUCGGAAGCUUCAAUGUUACUGUUGAUAGCUAUGAAAAUCACACCCAUGUCUUUGAUUUCAAUCCCUGCAGCUACGCUUUCAUUGUUCAAAGUAGCUGGUUCAACUUCUCAGUCUCGGAUCUCUUCAAUUUCAAAAGUAUUGAGGAAUGUGUCCCUGUCGUGUACGACUGGGCGGUAGAUUUAAAGUCUUGUGAAGAAGCUGUGAAAAAUCAGACUACUUACGCAUGCAAAAAUAGUGAAUGUGUGACCUCCAAGAACGGUAUUGGCUAUAGCUGCUCUUGUCCCGAAGGUUAUGAAGGAAACCCUUACCUUCAAGACGGAUGCCAAGGUAACCCUGAACCACCAACCCUAACCCUAUCUCAUCUCUUUUUUUUUCACUCCGAAAAAGGUGGAAGCCUCAAGGAAGAAACAAGGUAAUAUCAAAGUGAUUCAAAUCCAGGUAAGAUGCUUCUUGACACAUUUUACCCACAACGAAUUGAAUCCUAUAUCUCUACCCACAUGGGCUCCUCACCAAUAAAGCAGAAUCUCCAUCCUAACUGACACAGUUAUAAAUAAAGGAGAUUCUAUUUCAAUGGUAACAUCCCAUGUGGGUAGAGAAUCGAGGAUCAACCCCCUUUGGGUUCAUGUUCCUUCUUCUCCAAACUUUUAUUACUAUUGUUUAUUGUUCUUGAUUGUGUACGUGUGUUGGGUGUUGGAUUUGAUGAAGACGUGGAUGAGUGCAAACUCACUGAUAAUAAUUGCUCCAAGAAUGCUAAAUGCAAAAACACUCAUGGGAGCUAUAACUGCUAUUGUCCAAAAGGCUUCUACGGCGAUGGUUUUCAAAAUGGGACUCGCUGUGUAGAAAAGGUCUCUAUUCCAGUGACAAAUUAUUGCAGGUAUCAUUGUAUGCAUCAUAGCUCUACCCAUCUUCAUUUGGCUUUUGUAUUGGGCAAUUAAGAAAAGACGGCUCAUCAAACUCAGAGAAAAAUUCUUCCAACUAAAUGGAGGUAUGUUAUUGCAGCAACAAAUAGCUUCAUAUAAAGGGGUCCAAGAUAUUGCCAAGAUUUUCACUAUAGAAGGGCUAAAGAUGGCAACCAAUAACUUCCAUGAGAGUCAAAUAAUCGGCCAAGGAGGGUUUGGUACAGUUUAUAAGGGAACUUUACCCGGUGGCAAAGUUGUUGCCAUUAAGAGAUCCAAAACUAUUGACAAAGGCCAGAUUAUACAGUUUAUAAAUGAGGUUGAUAUCCUCUCUCAAAUCAAUCACAGGCAUGUGGUGAAGCUCUUGGGUUGUUGCCUAGAGACAGAGGUUCCUUUGUUAGUUUAUGAAUUCGUCUCCAAUGGAACCCUUUACCAACAUAUGCAUAGUGAGAAUAAAACAACUUUUCUUUCAUGGAAAAAUCGUUUAAGAAUUGCUGCAGAAACAGCCGAUGCAUUGGCCUAUUUGCACUCUUCUCAUUCAGUUCCCAUCUUACACAGAGAUGUCAAGUCUUCUAAUAUACUAUUGGAUGAUAGAUACAGUGCUAGAGUAUCCGAUUUCGGAGCUUCAAGAUUGGUUCCUCAGGAUCAAACUCAAAAGACAACAAUGCUUCAAGGGACUCAUGGGUACUUAGACCCAGAAUGUCUUCCUACAGGCCAUAUAACUGAUAAAAGCGAUGUUUAUAGUUUUGGAGUAGUUCUUGUAGAGCUUUUGACUAGAAAAAAGCCGAUUUUUAUGGAUGAAUCUGGGGAAUGGAUAGCCCUUGCAAUGUACUUUGUAUCUACAAUGAAAGAUGAGAAUCUUUUUCAUAUUCUUGAUGACAGAUUAGUAGAUGAUGGGAACAAACAACAGUUAUUGAUAGUUGCUGAGAUUGCAAGAUGCUGCCUAGAGGAAAGAAGGGAAGAUAGGCCUGCAAUGAAGGAAGUUGCAAAGGAUCUUGAUUCUUUGAAAAUGAUGUGUGAGCAACAAUUAUCACAACAUAUUCAGGAGGAGACUGAUUUUUCUCUAGGUGGACCAUCGACGAGCUCUACAGAUCCAGCUUUUGAAAUGGGAUUUGAUAAUAGUUUUGGUGAUGAUCUUUGCGAACACGACAGGUGAGAGGAAAAUGAUGCUAGUGAGUUAAGCACUUAAAGGUUUAUUCUACAUUUGGAUGCUGAAGGAGUUGUGUGGCCCCUUUUUUCUUGUAAAUUAAAUGUUCUUAUUAUGUGGAGUGAGAGUUUAGGAGUGUUGGCUUAGAUUUUUUGUACUUCUCAGUUUCUCAGUUUCUGUUGAAUGAUUUGAGUCCAUCUUUAUUUUAUGGUGUGAUAGUCAACGUGUGAGAAUUAAUCACAAUUUGGAAGGUUUGGCUUUUAGUCUUAA
This is a messenger RNA of Macadamia integrifolia, 2902 nucleotides long. Its product is annotated as wall-associated receptor kinase 5-like. Gene Ontology annotation, cellular component: plasma membrane. Gene Ontology annotation, biological process: protein phosphorylation; cell surface receptor signaling pathway. Gene Ontology annotation, molecular function: calcium ion binding; protein serine/threonine kinase activity; ATP binding. The record is from RefSeq and is a predicted model, not a curated record. The transcript is spliced from 3 exons. Bases 1577 to 2641 code for a protein of 354 amino acids. Lineage: Eukaryota; Viridiplantae; Streptophyta; Magnoliopsida; Proteales; Proteaceae.